UUCACUUUGAAAACAUCUUCGACACUUCAAUUGUUCUUAAAUCCUUAUUACACGCAGUCAAUAUUUUCAUUAUGGCAGUCAAAGAUUCUGGCGCCUCUUUGGCGACAAACCUGGUGUCUCGAACGACCGCCACCAAGCUACAUUCUAUUCUUCUUCUCCCAGGCGAUGGGGUCGGACCCGAGAUAGCUGAAGAGGCUCUCAAAGUACUAUCGACUAUCACAAAGACAUCUGGUGUUCAAUUCAGAAUCCGCAAAGCAAUAACUGGUGGCUGCAGUAUAGAUGCACAUGGCACUCCUUUGACAGACGAUGUUUUACAGCUUGCCAAAGACAGUGAUGCAAUUCUCUUUGGUGCUGUUGGAGGACCAAAGUGGGGAGCUGGCGCUAUUAGGCCAGAAGCAGGUCUUCUUACUCUCCGAAAGGAACUUUCUCUAUUCGCCAAUCUCCGUCCUUGCAAUCUCCCCUCAGCAUCACUCACCAACCUCUCACCUCUUCGUCCAGAAAUCAUAGCCGGAACGGAUUUCGUUAUUGUCCGUGAGAACUGUGGAGGUGCUUAUUUCGGCACGAAAGUCGAAGAAGCUGAUUUCGCGAGUGAUCCAUGGGCGUACUCUAGAUCUGAGAUUGAGCGAGUAGCUCGAGUUGCAGCUAAGCUUGCUUAUGCAAUGGGAAAGGAAAAUCCAAAUUUGAGCUCUGAUGGAAACGGUGGACCGACUCAAGUUAUCAGUUGUGACAAAGCGAACGUGCUGGCUAGUUCCAGACUCUGGAGAAAGGUUGUGACGGAAGUCUACCAGGAAGAGUUUCCAGAUAUCAAAAUCAGCCAUCAACUUGCUGAUAGCGCGGCUAUGCUAAUGAUGAAAGCGCCGACGAGUUUUAACGGAGUUGUGGUUAUGGACAACACUUUCGGAGACAUCCUCAGCGAUGUUGCGAGUGUAGUUCCUGGUAGUUUGGGACUAUUACCAAGUGCCAGCUUGAGUGGGUGGCUGGGAGAAGACGAAGAGGGCAAGUUGAGGGGUCUGUAUGAGCCCGUUCACGGAAGUGCCCCAGACAUUGCGGGUAAAGGGAUUGUGAACCCAGCUGCGAUGAUACUCUCGGUUGCCAUGAUGCUGAAGUACUCAUUUGGCAUGACCAAGGAGGCGAAAGACAUCGAAAAAGCGGUAGCAAAAGUACUCGACUCUAAGGAUGCUGGAGGACUGGAAAUCCGCACCGGCGAUCUCGGAGGAAAGGCAAGCACAAACCAAAUAGGAGACGCAAUAUGUGAAGUACUCUUAGAUAACAACAAGUAGAGAUAAUCAAAUAUAUACAUGGCUCUUUUUUCA
Cadophora gregata is the source of this 1313-nucleotide messenger RNA. RefSeq lists its product as uncharacterized. Gene Ontology annotation, cellular component: cytosol. The transcript is spliced from 3 exons. Gene Ontology annotation, molecular function: NAD binding; magnesium ion binding; 3-isopropylmalate dehydrogenase activity. Gene Ontology annotation, biological process: L-leucine biosynthetic process. NCBI's taxonomy places the organism in Eukaryota, Fungi, Ascomycota, Leotiomycetes, Helotiales, Ploettnerulaceae. Bases 72 to 1280 code for a protein of 402 amino acids. The record is from RefSeq and is a predicted model, not a curated record.